Fusarium musae is the source of this 1716-nucleotide messenger RNA. RefSeq lists its product as uncharacterized. The transcript has 2 exons. Lineage: Eukaryota; Fungi; Ascomycota; Sordariomycetes; Hypocreales; Nectriaceae. The record is from RefSeq and is a predicted model, not a curated record. Bases 1 to 1716 code for a protein of 571 amino acids.
AUGAAAAGGACCAAGUCCACAGAGCGCGCGGCUCGUAUCAGUGACCUUGAGUUGAGACACCAAGACAACGUCCAUCAGAUUGACCUCACAGGCCGUGAUGAGGAAGCUCGUCUCCUAAAGCUGCGACUCUUGACGCUUCGCGAUGAAAAUUCGUCCCUCAAGGAUCGGCUGGUCCAACGAGAUGCUCUCGUGAAGCAGAUCACGAAAACGGGGAAAGAUGUGCAUGCUGAGCUUGCCGAGGCGAAGGGGAAACUGAAAGCCCAAGAAGUGCAGCUUAGAAAAAAGGACAACGAGCUGGAAGGCCUCAAGGUAGGGUAUAAUCUACAACACGGCCAUCAGAAAGUCCGCCUGACACAAAGCCAGACCGAAAUCAGUUCUUUGAAUGACUUCAGACAAGACUCAACCAAGGUCUUGCAGGAGAAACUCGCCCUCAGCCAUAAGCUUGACCAGAUCCAGCCUGAGAUUGAACAUCUCAAGGCGCAACUCGAAAACCAUCGCGUCGUCGUCGCCCAGAAGCAAGAUCUCGAGCGUCAGCUUAGUUCGAUCGAGGUUGAACUCGAAAAUGAGCAGCGAUCAAAAAAGCGCAUGCAAUCCAAGAAUCAUGACAGUGAUCAAGUGAAGGAACAAUUGGACGAAGCGAAGAGGGAAUUAGAGAAGCUUAAGAAAGAACACUCCAGAGAGCUACGGGAAGUCCGCGGUGAAUGUGACAUGCUUGAAGGCCGCGUGGAGGAUACAAGGAGCAAACUGAAGAAGACGCAGGGAGACCUCAAGGACGCACGAGCUGAGCUCGCGUCUUGUCGCGCUGAACUGGAGGAAGCUCGCAAGGCUCUGGCGACUAACAAGUCAAGCAAGAAGAAUGUCACGAUGAAGGAACAUCCCAUUGGAAGGAAGAGAGCCCAGGACUUGAGCAUGGAAGACAUCAGCAUCGGAACCCCAGGCCCAGAUGAGGCAACCCUGAGACGGCCUUCCAAGAAACGAGGCGCUGAGCGCGCCUUGGUAGGAGAGAAAUCGACGUUCUCAAUCACGCCCUUUUUGAACCGUACCAAGAAUCUCUCGGAGAACAUGUCAGAUGAGCUAAGCGAACUUCACUCACCCACUGGAAAGUCUACGGGCGCCUCGGGACCUCUUGCCUUUGAAGAUGUUGGACCAGAAGCUGGCGAUUCUAUUUCUAUGGAGCCCAUAGGGGAGACUGCAGAGCUAGAUCAUCAAGCUGAAGAUGAUGCUGUCGCCGAGGAAGAGGAGCAGCCAAAAGCACAGAAGGCCCGGGGCAGACCAAGGAAAGCCCUGGACGAGGCGCCAACAACCAAAAAGAACAUGCCGGUCCAGGCAAAGAGAAAGACCAAGGUAGCCAAGACUUCUAGUAGAGUCGAGAUGAUAGCCGAAGUUGACGAGGCUGACGAACCGGAAACUGAAUCUAUCGAGAAGCCAAAGAAGGUGCCGGGACUGCUGAAGUCUAACCCUGCUACCGCGUCGUUAAGAGAUGGAAACGAUGAUGCAGAUACACGCAAGAAGAAGCGGAAAAUGCUUGGAGGUGGCAACAAGACCCUGUUCGACGAUGAGGAGGCGGAACCAGCUCCCAGACCAGCAAAGAUCCAGAUGGCGGCUGGGCGUAGGCUCAAGGCACCGCUGGGAAAUGUUCGUGGUGCAUUCGGUGGAGCAACAUUCUCGCCUUUGAAGAAGGAUAGGCGAGGAGUGGGAGCUAGUUUCUUGCAUUAA